Fusarium subglutinans is the source of this 1017-nucleotide messenger RNA. RefSeq names its product glutaryl dehydrogenase. The coding region runs from base 1 to 1017 and encodes 338 amino acids. Gene Ontology annotation, molecular function: flavin adenine dinucleotide binding; glutaryl-CoA dehydrogenase activity; fatty-acyl-CoA binding. Gene Ontology annotation, biological process: fatty-acyl-CoA biosynthetic process; fatty acid beta-oxidation using acyl-CoA dehydrogenase. The transcript has a single exon. The record is from RefSeq and is a predicted model, not a curated record. Lineage: Eukaryota; Fungi; Ascomycota; Sordariomycetes; Hypocreales; Nectriaceae. Gene Ontology annotation, cellular component: mitochondrial inner membrane.
AUGUCGUUGUUCAGCUGCCAAAGGAGACUUGUCGCCAAGGCCGCCAUGAAGCCAUCAGCAUCGCUUUUCCGAUGUGCUUCCACGCGUGCUCCGUUUCAAUGGCAGGACCCAUUGAACAUGCAGGAGGUCCUGACCGACGAGGAGCGGUCGAUUCAAGAGACAACCCGUAGCUAUUACCAGGACAGGCUUCAGCCAAGGAUUCUCGAUGCUUAUCGCUCGGAGAACUACGACCGCAAGAUUCUUGAGGAGAUGGGAGAGCUGGGUCUUCUAGGUCCUACUAUCGACGGCUACGGGUGCGCAGGUGUCAGUAGCGUCACAGCUGGCCUCAUCACCCGUGAGGUAGAGAAGGUCGACUCAGGCUAUCGAUCUGGUAUGUCAGUUCAGAGCUCUCUCGUGAUGGGACCGAUCGAAGAACAUGGAUCUCAAGAGCAAAAGGAUCGCUGGCUUGAGAAGCUGGGACGCGGCAAGCUUGUCGGCUGCUUCGGUCUUACUGAGCCUAACCAUGGUUCCGAUCCUGGCUCUCUGGAGACCACUGCCGUUCCCCAUCCCACCAAGAAGGACGCAUACAUCCUCAACGGCGCCAAGACUUGGAUUACAAACUCCCCCAUCGCAGACAUCCUCCUAGUUUGGGCCAAGCUCGAUGGUGUCAUCCGCGGUUUCGUCAUUGAGCGCGACCAGUGCGCUCCUGGAACCCUAGAGACGCCUGCCAUUAAGGAUAAGAACGGUCUUCGUGCUUCCAUCACUGGUAUGAUCCAGAUGGGCGGUUGCAUAGUUCCUGCUGCCAAUAUACUUCCCAAUGUUACCGGUCUUAAGGGCCCCUUCAGCUGCCUUAACUCAGCUCGCUACGGAAUCGCAUGGGGAACUAUUGGUGCCCUUGAAGACUGUCUUGACCGCGCAAGGACCUAUGCUCUCGAACGCAAGCAGUUCAACAAGCCCCUGGCCCAGUUCCAGCUCAUUCAGAAGAAGCUUGCCGACGCCUCGACAGACGCUGCUUUCGGUCUCCAGGCCGCCCUGUAA